AUGGCUGGAAAGCGUCGCCGAGACGAGACUACAGAAAAUGAGACAAUCCAGGAUACGACUCAUCCCUCGCGCAAGCGACGUGUUGAAUUUGGUGUAGCCGACGCUAAAUUGGCUGCCCUUUACAACGAUCUGUCUGACGAUGUAAAAGCAACCAGACUGAAGGCCGCAGCAGAUUUGAUACGCACCCUUGCAGAAGCCGAUCCCGAAGCCCUGGACAAGUCCCUGACUAGACUAAUCAGAGGUCUCUGCAGCAGCCGUAAAGCCGCGAGAUCUGGAUUUUCCGUGGCUUUGAUAGAGAUUUUGAAGCUGACCUCCCAAUCUCCGACCACGGGUGUUGAGGGUGUAGACUUGACUCUUCCGGCUAUCAUCGACAAGAUCGUCUCAAUCACUCAACCCGAGGAGCAAAGCAACAACAAGGAAAGAAGAGACCAUCUCACAGGUCGAUGCUUUGGUUUCAAGUCUCUCAUUCAGAGUCAACUUCUCUUUGCAAAGGGUGUUUCUGUAGCUGAAUGGGAAAAGGUUCUUGAUCACAUCUUCAAGCUUGCAACAGAAACCACUUGGCUGCGAAGAGAAUGCGGCGUGACCCUCUACGAGACAUUGGCUACACUUACGCAGAUCAAAGACCUCGACCUCGAAUACGUCAACUUGCUCGUCCAGAGACUUGAGCCCUUCAAGCUGAGCAAGACUCCCGAAGGUCUUGCCAUCUGGUUAACCACUUCUACUCUUUUCCCAGAGGCCAAGCUACCCAAGGGAGUAUGGAAUCACAACGAUCCUCUCUCUUCGAAGGAGAGAGGUACCGUAGCAAAGAUUCUGCGUGAUAACGGCGCUCAAAACGAGGAUGGUGCAGCUGGCAACAGCACUGGUGCCGCACAAAGCACACCCUCGUUUGCCUGGUCUAUCAUCCUCUCGCAACUCUAUAAGCGCCACAAGCCCAGCAAANAGUUGGAAGAGAAAGUCUCAGACUUCGAGAAGUUCUGGCUUGAAGCCGUCGAUCAGGGACUGUUUGCCGCAUCUGCCAGUACCGAACGCAAAUCUUUGGGACUUCAGGUCGUCUCUAUGGGAAUCUCAACUGCCCCAGUUCAGCUGCUCCAUGCUGUGUUCAGUCCCAACGCCAUGCGCUGCAUUAUCAACCAACGUGCCGGACAAGACCGAUACCUUCACGAGGCAGCCAAGGGUCCACUAUCACAGAUGGUUACUCGCUCAAAGUCUGAUCAAGAAAGCAUUGCUGUGAUGCUGAAGGGUUUGUUAUCAGGCAACGGCGCUGUGGACUUUGACCGUUUGACGAAGUCCAAAACGGCUGAGGACCUCUUCGCUCGCGCUAAAGACGAGAGCGCAGCUGACGCUCUGACCCUUNUGCAACAGCUCUCAGCUAGGCCAAACGCCGAAGAUCAGCCGCAGGCUGAUACCAAGCGCCGCCUUCUUGCUGAUAUGAUGCUGAAUAUGGCUCGUAAGCAACAGCCCGAGGAAGGUAAGGAUAACGAGAAUGUUGCUUCUCUUGUCUUGUCUAUGGUGCCCUUCGGCUAUGCCGAUGCUUCUGCUGGUGCUCUAAAAGCAUCUCCCCCAUUGUCUGAAGCAAGCCAAGAAAUGUUUCGCUCGCGUCUCCUGUCCUGCCUGAACCACAUUCUGUCUGCUCGUCUGGACAAAGACUUUGUCAUCCUCGAGAAGGUUGUCGAAGAGGUCAAGGCAACUGAUGCUGCAUCCAAGACCGGACUGCGAACCAAAGCCGAUAAGGAAAUCGUAGAGAACUUGGAAAAGGCUCACAAGACCUUGAAAGCCCUCAAAAAGCUUGAGCAAAAGCAGAAGGAUAGCAAGAAAGCACCUCUCCGUGCUUUCAAGGCCUUGUACGCCCUGUCUAUAUUGCUCGUCUACAACGGUGAGGCUGAUGUCGUUCCUGUUCUGGAAGACUUGGAGUUAUGCUAUCAGUCAUGGAAGAAGAGCGAAGAUGCUUCUGUCAUGCUUGUUGAGAUCCUGCUCAGCUUCAUCUCUAAGCCUUCUGCUGUCUACCGUAAGAUUGCUCAACAAGUCUUUGAGGCUUUCUCCUCACAGCUUGAUGCCGAGGGUCUUCAAUCAAUGCUCGACAUACUUGACAAGUCAGAAAACCUCAGCGGUCAGCAAGAGCUCUUCGAGCAAGCUGAUGAUGCCGAAGAAGAUGGUGAGUCAGGCUCAGAUGAAGACGCAUCUGACGUAGAGAUGAUCGACGGCGAAGACGACAGCGACGUUGAAGUAGACAGUGAUGUCGAAGUCGUCGAGGACGCCGAGUCUGGUGCAUCUGAGGAUGACUCAGACGAAGAGGCGGACGCCGAAGAUGCUGAUCUCGAAGACUUCGAGAAUAAACUUGCUCUUGCAUUGAAGACUCAGAAACCUACCGAGGGCGACUCAGACUUCGAUGAAUCUGAUAUGGAUGACGAUCAGAUGAUGGCCUUGGAAGGGCAUCUCACGACCAUCUUCACAGAGCGCAAGAAGAACACAAGCAACAAAAGAAGGNAUAACAAGGACGCCAAGGAGAACAUUGUCAACUUUAAGAACCGUGUUCUCGACCUCUUGACAAUCUUUGCAAAGCAGGAGCACUCUAACAAACUAACUCUGGAUUUGGUUCUACCAAUGAUCACGCUCAUUAGAACAACCACCAGCAAGCAGAUCUCGGACAAGGCUUUCGGCUUAUUGCAACAAUUCUUCGGAGCCUGCAACAAGACCAAGCAAUUCCCCGAAGCCGAUGAAGCAUCCGAAGUUCUCGCCCUGCUACAUUCCAUCCACGAGGAAAUCCGAGCCAACGCCUCAAAGUUGCACAGCAACGCUUGCAGUCGUUCGAGUUUGUUCCUCGCCAAGAUUUUGGUUAACCUGGAUUCCAAGCAUUACUCGGAUGUUGCCGACUGUUACAGCAAUCUACAGAAGGAAUGGUAUGCCGACCCGAAGUCGCAAAUCCAACCCAGUGUUUUUACCGAAUGGACCUCGUGGAGCAUCACUACAAAGAAGCACAACAAUUGA
Messenger RNA from Aureobasidium musti, 2985 nucleotides. The record is from the annotation of a GenBank genome assembly. NCBI's taxonomy places the organism in Eukaryota, Fungi, Ascomycota, Dothideomycetes, Dothideales, Saccotheciaceae.